This is a messenger RNA of Sciurus carolinensis (gray squirrel), 1570 nucleotides long. Its product is annotated as transcriptional activator ptaB-like. The record is from RefSeq and is a predicted model, not a curated record. The coding region runs from base 9 to 350 and encodes 113 amino acids. The transcript has 5 exons. NCBI's taxonomy places the organism in Eukaryota, Metazoa, Chordata, Mammalia, Rodentia, Sciuridae.
UUGAAGUGAUGAACUCUGACUACCAUGGGGGAAUUGGACUACCAAUCUACAAUGAAGUGAAUGGGAAGAUGGAGAUGGAUGUUGAGGGAGUUUCUCCGCGCCCGGAGCCCAUCCCCCGCUCCCAGGGGGCUGGCGGAGCCUGCCAGGCGCCGCCACAGCCGCCCCAGCCCCAGCCGCAGCAGCAGCAGCAGCUGGCUCAGGAUGAACUGCCCGGCGAGAGUGCAGGCGCUGAGGACAGCGACGAUCCCGAGACGAGACCCAACGGCGAGAAAGGAGAGAGCAAGUAUUUCAGUGACAGGAUCCACUCAGGAGAGUUGGGGAGAGGCUGGCUGAGGUUCUCAAGGAGCUGAGUUUUGAGUUCAGGUGCCCGCAUGGGAAUGGACUGAUGCCUCCUGACCUUUCAGACCUUUGAGACCUCUGGGAGGUCUUAGAAAUCACCUCAAGCCUCGAGUCCAGGAUACGGCUGCCUAGGGGAAUCCCAGGGAAAGGUGGCAGAAAUAACAUGGACUGCAAGAUGGUGGAUACUACAGUGAGCUCACAACAAGAUCUCCAAGAUCCCAAACCACUGGCUAUUCCAAGGCAUCACACCACCCUUCUGGACAGGCAGCAAGAAGCAAGCUGGGAGGAGGCCCACUUCUUGACCCAAGAAAGGCUGGACCACCUUCUCAGGUGUCCUGGGGAGCUACUGAAAGACAUUGAGGAAGGUGCUGCUGGGCCCCAGGACAGCAGUACAGUGGUGGGGGCCCAGAAGCACCUUGAGUGGCAUCACACCCAGCGUGCCUCCAGACUGAAGUCGUCUGAGUGACGGUUCUGAACUGGACUGUUCAUCCAUUGUCAUUGCUUGCGUAACACAGUUCUGGAUGACUUUGACUGGUUGGCUUUUUAUUGCUGCUGCCUUUUUUUUUUUUUUUUUUUUUCUUUUUCUUUUCUUGACCCUGGGAGUUGUAAAAAGUAAUUGCUUUAAAAGGUAUAAUUCUGUGCUGAAAUUAGCCUUGUUUAUGAACCAAUUCUGUUCCUAGGGAGUUUCUGACUUGCAGUUCCAGGUUAACUAGUAAACGGGGCUGUGUAGUUGGAUUUGUAUAGCACUGAUCCUUAGAUUAAAAAUAUAUUUUCUUUCUGUUUUUUUAAAGUUUGUAUUCGGGUAAUGACCCGAGUCACAUUUGCUUAGCUAUUGAAGAGAUUUCAAUGUGGUAUCACUUGGAGUUGAAAUAUAAUCAAACAUACAUUAUACCUGGGGCUCUUGCACACUAUUUGAUAGAAAUGUUACACUACAAAGGAAACUACAGCUCACAGGUUGAAAUUUAAUUCCUCUCUGAUCCUGCAGCUAAAAUGGCAAAGAAAUUAUAAAUAUCAAAAGUAACUUCAAAUAUCCUGAAUAUAAGCUAGUCAAUUUUGGGUGGUUUUGAAAUGCCAUUUCCUAAGACAACACAGGAAUUGGAGAUUGACCUCUUCACCAGUGUUGCCGGGGUAUUUGUGGAUCUACUCAUUUUGGAGGCGUUAAAGAACAAUGCAUGCUUCUGUGGAUGGGUUGAUGGAAAUUGUGGUAUUUCUAACUUUGUCCUGUAACUGU